This is a messenger RNA of Solanum lycopersicum (tomato), 1413 nucleotides long. Its product is annotated as F-box protein At5g03100-like. Lineage: Eukaryota; Viridiplantae; Streptophyta; Magnoliopsida; Solanales; Solanaceae. Gene Ontology annotation, molecular function: protein binding. The record is from RefSeq and is a predicted model, not a curated record.
AUGGCAGCCACGGCCAUGGCAGCCACGGCUGACAUAUUCCCUGAAUGCGUGAUUCACAAAAUUCUCUGUUAUCUUAGUUAUGGCGAAGCAUCCACAAUGAGAAUUCUCUCAAAAACAUGGCUUCAAGCUUGGUCGACUCUUCCCAAGUUAGAAUUCUUUGUGGAAUAUUUCGAAGAAACACAAAUAGUGGAUGCAAUUAUGGAGACAUACAGGGAAAACAAAAUCCCAAUUGAUAAGUUUGGAUUUUCACAUAGUUCGAAAUUAAAUCGUCGUGAUCAAGUUUUCCCCCUAAUUGAUAAGUGGCUUGACACUGCUCUUCAGAAUGGGGUAAGAGAUAUAGUCUAUGUAGAUUUUCUCUAUUCAGUUAGGUUAUAUCCUUUUCCUAUUUCUAAUGUCUUGGCAGCAAAUUCUUUAAGAGAAUUGGAUCUGAAAGGUUGUGACAUUGUGCAUUUUUCGCCAUCUACUGGGUUCGCGAAUUGUCAUUCUUUGAGAAAGCUUUCUCUAUCUUAUAUAUUUAUAAGCAAAAAAUUGCUUCAGACUUUACUUAAUAGUUGUCCGUUCAUCGACUCUUUUACCCUUGAUCGUUGUUCGGGGUUGGUAAAGAUUGAGCUUAUGAAUCUUCAAAAGCUCAAGUCAGUUUCCCUAUCAAUAAAUAGAAACCAACGUGUGAGAAUCGAAGCACCAAGCCUUGAACACUUGUUUUACAAUGGUUAUUUAUCGAGAAAUUUGGUUGUUGUUGGAUGUCAUAAUCUGAAAUCUUUAGAGCUAUCAUAUGUGAAGAUAUGUAAUGGAUUUCUCGAUGACAUUAUUUCUGGAUCGCAAUCCCUAGAAGUAUUGAAGAUUCAGUAUUGUUUGGGUAUAAGCCAGAUUGAAACUUCGAAUUUGGUAUCACUUGAGUAUAUAGGAUAUCAAAUUCCUGAACUUAAAAUUGCGAAAGAGUCAAGUCGAUUGAAGCACUCAAAAAUAGUUCUUCAUGGCAACAACAAUUUAGAUGCGGCAUGGUUUAGUAUGUUGAGAAAGCUUCUAUCAAAUCCGAUCUCUUGGUCCCAAGUUCUCCUCUGUUUUCCCGAAUACAAUGAGAUUGAGAUGAGAGAUUUGCAGCAGCAUCAUGGAGUUGCUAGCCCCCGAGUGGACGUUUUAAAUGUCAACAUUAUGAGGUCAUAUGGGGAGUGUUCAACGUUUGUGGAUGCUUUGCUAUGGAGUUGUAAUCCCAGGAGACUCAACCUAUCAUCAACGGUUGAAAUGAUAGCAUGUUUCGUUAGUCGUUUGAUGUAUAUGAAGAAUCUUAGUCCUUGGCAUAGUCAAUUGAAAGAAAUAAAAGUGUUUGAUGGGAAAAAUCAAGAGCUGCAACUCACAAGUGGGGAACUGGCUCCGGAGGACAGGAAGGACGUUUAUUUUUUAUUAGAUUGGUAA